Molecule: messenger RNA, 1188 nt
Organism: Myxocyprinus asiaticus (Chinese sucker)
Lineage: Eukaryota; Metazoa; Chordata; Actinopteri; Cypriniformes; Catostomidae
Product: C2 calcium-dependent domain-containing protein 4C-like
Exons: 1
Coding region: 1-1188 (395 amino acids)
Source: RefSeq, a predicted model, not a curated record
AUGUGGAUCAUUCAGAAAGUGCAGGAGAGUGCCGGAAAUCUUCCAGUGCAGCUCAGUCAACUUAUCAGCAAAAACAAAGAAGAGAUUUCUGCCAAAACCAGCCUCUUCAAAAAGCUGCACUACAACGUCCUUACACCUGAUAAAAUUCCUGACUUUUUUCUACCUCCUAAGCUCACCAGGCGUUGCCUUCCGGCAGAAACAGAAAAGAUUUCACAGUGUCUGAAUGAAGAAAGAAAAGGACACAGCUCUAGAAAAACAUCAUUGUCAAGAUCUGCUUCUGUUCAGCAAUCGAGAUCAAGUUUUACCCAAUCUUCAGUGGCUUUGAACAAGCUAAAACCAAUCCCAUAUUCACUGAAAUGCUAUGAGUCUGGACUAUUUGAGAGUCCAAACACGCGUCGCAAAGAGUCCCUGUUCCAUUCAGCACUUACAAGUUAUACCCUUGAACGGAUGACCAUCAAAGCACCAAAACUGCCCUGCAGAGCGGUGCUGAACAUGACCAUCAUUGAGAGUGACAUGCCCUCUGCUGACUCCACCCCUCAUUCAUCACCUCAACCAAUCAGAAGAGAGAAUUUCACUGGAGAAUGUUCAAUGCCACAUUUGUUCUCUGGAGAUCCACUUCAACUAGAUGUUCUCCACACUUCCAGAGAGGAGACUAAGAAAGUUCACUCUCCUCUGGACAAAACGUCCAUCAUGCCAAGAGUCCCUCACCGUGCCAAAGUUGUUCAGGCUUCCUGCUGCACAAAACUCGCCCCUCCCAUCCAGUUCCCACUGGACAUGCUGCACUGCCAGGAGCGCUUCCAUCAGGAGCAUGUUCUUCCUCUCCCACAGAGAGGCCAUGUACGGAUCUCUGCUUUCCGAUCCAGUGCUACUGGGUGCUCAACUACAGUUCGCAUACGUGUGAUCUCGGUGGAAGGCUUGAGAGAUCUUGGUGACUUUCGACCUCUGACCUGCAGCUUAACCUUAAGCCUUACCCCAGGCAAGAUGCAGCGCCAACACAGUGCCAUCAUCAGAAACUGCCUUAACCCUGUGUUCAAUGAAGAUUUCUUCUUCACAGAGUCUGGGGAGCAGGAAGGGCGGCUGAGAGAUUUAGCUCUCAGACUCAAGGUGCUGGAUAAGCCCUCGGGACUGGGCAGAGGAGUGGUACUGGGAAUUGUCAUAAAACCCCUCUGUCAGCUUCUGCCACUGUGA